Vigna radiata var. radiata (mung bean) is the source of this 1311-nucleotide messenger RNA. Its product is annotated as 2-alkenal reductase (NADP(+)-dependent). The coding region runs from base 106 to 1137 and encodes 343 amino acids. Lineage: Eukaryota; Viridiplantae; Streptophyta; Magnoliopsida; Fabales; Fabaceae. The record is from RefSeq and is a predicted model, not a curated record. The transcript is spliced from 5 exons. Gene Ontology annotation, molecular function: 2-alkenal reductase [NAD(P)H] activity.
CGUAAUUUUCAGUUUAGGAUAAUUUUCUUCUUCAUGAUUUCCUUGAACCCUUUUGUCUAUAAACUGAACUGAAUUGAAACUCAGAAACCCAGCUGAGUAACGAAGAUGGCACAAGUGAGGAACAAGCAAGUGCUUCUGAGGAACCAUGUCACAGGUUUUCCAAAAGAAUCCGACAUGAACAUUGUCGAAAGUACCAUAACAUUGAAGCUUCCACAAGGUUCCAAUCUUGUCCUGCUAAAAAAUCUGUACUUGUCCUGUGACCCUUACAUGAGGAAUCUCAUGAACAAACCAGAAGGACCCCCCAAUAGUCGCGCCUACACUCCUGGAUCCCCAUUAACAGGAUAUGGUGUGUCUAAAGUGUUGGAGUCUGGACACCCAAAUUAUAAGGAAGGUGAUUUAGUGUGGGGCUUUACCAAUUGGGAAGAAUAUAGCUUGUUAUCCUCUGCUCAAAUACUAUUCAAAAUUGAGCACACUGAUGUUCCACUUACCUACUACACUGGAAUUCUUGGUAUGCCAGGAGUGACUGCAUAUGCAGGGCUAUUUGAAGUAGGUUCGCUCCAGAAAGGAGACAAAGUUUUUGUCUCAGCUGCCUCUGGUGCAGUUGGUCAACUUGUUGGGCAAUUUGCCAAACUGAAUGACUGUUAUGUUGUUGGAAGUGCAGGAUCUAAAGAGAAGGUGGAUCUACUGACUGAUAAAUUUGGAUUUGAUGGAGGUUUUAAUUACAAGGAAGAGCCUGAUCUUGAUGCAGCUUUGAAAAGGCACUUUCCAGAAGGCAUUGAUGUCUACUUUGAGAAUGUUGGAGGCAAGACACUUGAUGCUGUACUCCUGAACAUGAGACUCCACGGUCGCAUACCUGUCUGUGGAAUGAUCUCACAGUAUAAUCUUACUGAACAUGAAGGGGUAACAAAUUUGGCACAAAUCAUAUAUAAGAGGGUUCGUUUGCAAGGUUUUAACUUCAUGGAUUGGGUUCACCUAUAUCCCAAAUUCUUGGAUUUUCUUCUGCCUAACAUCAGAGAAGGGAAGGUUGUGUAUGUGGAAGACAUAGCUCAGGGUCUUGAGAAUGGUCCCUCAGCUUUGGUUGGCCUUUUCAGUGGCCGCAAUGUUGGAAAACAAGUGCUUGUUGUUUCUCAUGAAUAGAGAAGCAUUUGGUUUUUGUGUUCUCUGUUGAGCUAUCAGUUUUACUUUUGGUUCUUCUGUUUAAAAUCUUACAGUCUUUAUAUAACCUUUGCUGUAUGAUGAUGCUCUCUGUAGUAUCAAUGUAAUCUGCUGUUGUUCCUCUUCAAUAAAAGCAUUUGGUUUUUCUCUGUGUCA